AUGACGCCGAAUUCCCGGUGCCUCCGUCAUUCCCGCCGGCUCCUCUGCCCUUGCCAGCAGGUGUCAGUGGUUCCCUACGGAAGCGGCACUGGAAAUGCCAAGCCAGGAUCCGAAAGGGCAGAGCCGCCGGCUCCGACGCCCCUUCCUCCUCCUCCUCCUCCUCCUCCUGGUGUCCAGGACAAGCGCCCGGAGCCCCGGGGCCUCCCCGCAGGAUCCCGCUGGGGAAGGGGCCCCGGGCGGAGGAAAACCAGGACGACGGCGCCCGCCAGCGCGGGCUGCAGCAACAGCCGCAAAACAGCGCCGCGAAAACAACCCCCGGCGCCGCCUGCGCCGCCGCCGCCGCCUGUUUCUCGCGAGAGGGGAUUGAGCAACCGCGACGCGGCCAGCGCCAAAUCCGCCUUGGCAGCCGGAACUGAAGGGAAAUGUUUUUUGGGGAAAAAGCAACGCACUGAGUUCCUCCUGGUACCGAUUUGCCGAAAUAUCCCGGCGGAGCCCGGCUCUCCGGCUCCCGGGAGGGAAUUCCCAAGGGCUUUGGGUGUGUUUGUGUCCUCCUCGGAGGAGGCGGGGAAUAACAAAUGGGAUUUGAGCCGGUUUUGGCGCUUUCCUCGCUCCUAA
Tinamus guttatus (white-throated tinamou) is the source of this 615-nucleotide messenger RNA. Lineage: Eukaryota; Metazoa; Chordata; Aves; Tinamiformes; Tinamidae. The record is from RefSeq and is a predicted model, not a curated record.